Messenger RNA from Pyrenophora tritici-repentis Pt-1C-BFP, 174 nucleotides. NCBI's taxonomy places the organism in Eukaryota, Fungi, Ascomycota, Dothideomycetes, Pleosporales, Pleosporaceae. The record is from RefSeq and is a predicted model, not a curated record.
AUGCCCAUUGUCGACGGCGUUUCAAACAAAUGCAACCUCAACCCCCGACGCAUCAACCGUCCUCUCACCUUCAAUCUCCCCUUCAAACAACACCCCGAACCCCCUCGUGAACCCCCUCACCACACCUACCUCCUCACCGCUCCCACCCUCCGCCAUCGACGCCGCCGCUACUAG